UACUCGGUGGACAGGCCUAAACUACUGAACUUAAGAAUGGGAGACUUCAGAGAGAUCGAUCAAGACUUCUUCCAGACUGAGUAUUACAUAGAUGACCAGGGUCAAGAGGCCUAUGGCUAUGACCCAGUAUACACCAGUCCAGAUUACCAAGAUGUAGAUGGUACAUCAAAUGCAUAUGCACCAUCACAGGACCCACCUUAUGCAGGGCAGAUGUUUCAGCCUGCAGCUCCUCCUGGGAAUGCUGAAUACACUGACUCCUUUGAGGAAGAGCCUCCAUUGUUAGAGGAGCUGGGCAUUAACUUUGAUCACAUCUGGCAGAAGACUCUGACUGUGCUGAACCCAAUGAAACCAGCAGAUGGCAGCAUCAUGAAUGAAACUGAUCUAACUGGUCCUGUUCUGUUCUGCAUUGCAUUGGGAGCCACUCUUCUUAUGGCAGGAAAGGCCCACUUUGGCUUUGUGUAUGGAAUCAGUGCAAUGGGAUGUAUGGGCAUACAUGUUUUGCUGAAUUUAAUGAGUGCAUAUUGCAUAUCAUUUGGAUGUGUGGCUAGUGUGCUAGGAUACUGCCUCCUGCCUAUGGUGGCACUCUCUGCAUUUGCUGUUUUUUACUCACUACAAGGAGUAUUAGGAACAUUACUGGCCAUGUUCGUGAUUGGCUGGUGCAGUCUGUCAGCCUCUAAGAUCUUCAGUGCCACUCUGGAUAUGAGUGGACAGCAGCUGCUGGUGGCCUAUCCCUGCUCUUUGCUCUAUGGAGUCUUCGCCCUUCUCACCAUCUUCUGA
Molecule: messenger RNA, 777 nt
Organism: Trichomycterus rosablanca
Lineage: Eukaryota; Metazoa; Chordata; Actinopteri; Siluriformes; Trichomycteridae
Product: Protein YIPF5-like
Exons: 6
Coding region: 37-777 (246 amino acids)
Biological process (GO): endoplasmic reticulum to Golgi vesicle-mediated transport; vesicle fusion with Golgi apparatus
Cellular component (GO): trans-Golgi network
Source: RefSeq, a predicted model, not a curated record